Paramecium octaurelia is the source of this 530-nucleotide messenger RNA. The record is from the annotation of a GenBank genome assembly. Lineage: Eukaryota; Ciliophora; Oligohymenophorea; Peniculida; Parameciidae.
AAUACAAUGGCAACAACUAUUGAAUUGCUCAAGUGGUCGAAUCUAAUUUCCUCAAUUAUGUUGAUACUGAUUGGAGUCACUCAAAUCAUAUCCCUGUCUAUCCUUUUUUCGAGUUUUAGUUUUACAUUCUUCAUGUCAUUUUUCUUACCAUUUUUCUUAAUGUAAGUCUGCAUUUCAUUAAAUUUAGAUUAUUUGGAAUCAUGUUGUUUGCGAGUGGCUAAAAGAUGGAAUUUAUGGACAACAAUUUCAGAUUUUUGAGUUCUCUUCUAGGAAGAGGCCUAUUUAAUAUUUAGUAUCGAAAAAUCUUAUAAAUUUAAGUCUUGCUUCCUUGGCUGUCUAUCAAUUGGCAAAUGCAGCCAGUGACAUCAUCGGAUUCAUUAUUGGGGCAAUGCUCUUUUGCACAGGUGGAUUUUACUUGAUUUUGCAUUUUUGCGGAGUAUUUAUACAUAAUAUAUAUUUGAUUAGAAUAAGGAGGAAUUAACAUCAUACAAGCAACAAUUAGGUUGAUUCAAAUUCAUAUUGGUCUUUAU